GCGGCGGACCCGGGGAGGAGAGCAGCGGCGGGGUCCGGGGAGGAGAGCAGCGGUGGGGCCCGGGGAGAGCAGCGGCGGGCCCGGGGAGAGCAGCGGCGGGCCCGGCCCGGGGAGCCCAGCGCCGCCCCAGCAGCGACGAGCGCUCAGGAGCCACUCCAGGCAUGACUGGCAGGCUGCUCUGCUGCUCCUGUGCCCCAGCACUUGCUGCCCUCUGAUUUCAGAUCACCAACACCAGAAGUCAGUCACACAACCUGCGGUGAGGAGCCCAAAGCAAGCUGCCUCUCCAGAGCCCUGGACAGCACCAGCCCCUCCCUGCCACCUUCUCAAGAUGCGUUAGGAAAACCUGAUCCAGUGCCAAACCCAAACCAUCUCCAGGCCUCUCCCAUGACUGUCUCCGAGCCGCUCUUGGAUACUUUGGGAUUUACAGCCGUGGUGUGAGGAGUAGAGUGUCCACUCCCACUGCUCCCUGCCACCCCCCUGGCAGAGGUUGGUGACUUAAGAUCAUGGACCAUCCUGGUAGGGAAAAGGAUGAGAGGCAGAGGACAACCAAAGGGAUGCCAGGAAGGAGCGGCCACGGCUCUCGCCCCAGCUCUUCGGCGUCUUCUGGCGUCCUCAUGGUGGGACCCAACUUCAGAGUGGGCAAGAAGAUUGGCUGUGGGAACUUUGGAGAGCUCAGACUAGGGAAGAAUCUCUACACCAACGAAUAUGUAGCGAUCAAACUGGAGCCAAUCAAAUCCCGAGCACCACAGCUUCACCUCGAGUACAGGUUCUACAAGCAGCUGGGCAGUGCAGCUGAAGGCCUGCCCCAGGUGUACUACUUUGGGCCCUGUGGGAAGUACAAUGCCAUGGUGCUGGAGCUGCUUGGCCCUAGCCUGGAGGAUCUGUUCGACCUCUGCGACAGGACCUUCACGCUGAAGACGGUGCUGAUGAUUGCCAUCCAGCUGAUCUCCAGGAUGGAGUAUGUGCACUCCAAGAACCUGAUCUACCGCGACGUGAAGCCAGAGAACUUCCUGAUCGGGCGGCAGGGCAACAAGAAGGAGCACAUCAUCCACAUCAUCGACUUCGGCCUGGCCAAGGAGUACAUCGACCCCGAGACCAAAAAACACAUCCCCUACCGCGAGCACAAGAGCCUGACGGGCACGGCCAGAUACAUGUCCAUCAACACACACCUUGGCAAAGAGCAAAGCCGCCGUGACGACCUGGAGGCCCUGGGCCACAUGUUCAUGUAUUUCCUGCGCGGCAGCCUGCCCUGGCAAGGACUGAAGGCUGACACCUUGAAAGAGAGGUAUCAGAAGAUUGGGGACACAAAGAGGAACACUCCAGUUGAAGUUCUCUGUGAGAACUUUCCAGAGGAGAUGGCAACCUACCUGCGCUACGUGCGGCGCUUGGACUUCUUCGAGCGGCCAGACUACGACUACCUGCGCACCAUCUUCACCGAGCUCUUCGAGAAGAAAGGCUACACCUUCGACUACGCCUACGACUGGGUUGGCAGGCCCAUUCCUACUCCGGUGGGAUCUGUGCACGUGGACUCCGGGACAUCUGCGGUGACAAGAGACAGCCACGGCCACAGGGACCGCCCCUCGCAGCAGGCGCUCCGCAAUCAGGCGUCCGACCGCCGCGGGGAGUGGGAGAUCCAGCCCAGCCGGCAGACCAACACCUCCUACCUGACCUCCCACCUGGCUGCCGACCGGCACGGCGGAUCCGUACAGGUGGUCAGCUCGACCAACGGGGAGCUGAACGUGGACGACCCGACGGGAGCCCACUCGAACGCACCCAUAACCGCGCAGGCCGAGGUGGAGGUGGUGGAGGAAGCUAACUGCCUGAAAAUGCUCAACUUGUGGUGCUGCUGCUUCUUUAAGAGGAAACGGAAGAAGACAGCUCAGCGCCGCAAGUGACCUCCUGGGCCCUGCAGGGACCGCCGUGCCUGCAGCUCCUGCCCUGUCUCACUGGAAGGGCCUUCUCUGUAGGAGGGAGGAGGAGGAGGUAGAGGAGGAAGAGAGAACGGAAAAAAAAAAAAGGAGAGGAAAGAAAAAGUUUAAAAGUGACAUUUUAAACCAAAAACAGAAGAAAACGUUCCAAAACAAACCACUCGGGGAGGGACCUGCUGAACGGUCUCCCUCGUUCACUCCAAGCCUGAAGCUCCUUUUGGGACCAGGACUGUGGCUGGCUCAGGUCUUGGUGGCGCCGGGGGGGGCUGGCUGGCUGACCCCCCCUGCCCUUGUUUACGGUGAAGGCAUCGCUCAUGCGGACCUGAGCAGUGCGCUUAGUGCUGCUCACUUCCCCGCCCGCCCCUGCUCUCCGCUCCUCUGGCCUCCUCCCUCCCUACCCACGCGAAGAAUCUCAUGGUGGGCUCCAGUGGUUGUCAGGAGGGGCAGGAGGCUGGCACGGGAGAAGGGCCCGGCUGCUGCAGCUGUAAGGACAGGUUCCCUUUGGGGCUCCUCGGGAACAGCGACACUGUAAGGUGCAAGCUGUGAGACAUUUGCAAUCUACUGUUCCACUUAGGGUUCUUUUUCUGUUGGGUUUUUUCCCCCUCCUGUUCCCGGGCUCCCUUGGCACCUCCGUCCCCUGCCAGGACCAGAGCAGUGUGGAUUGUGUCCCAGAAGCCGAUGUCGUUGCACUUUUAAUCCGCUUUAGCGUUCACAGCUGCACGUCUGCCCGCGGAGUGCUGUGUGAGGCCGGCAGCCGUGGCAGGGUGCGGAGGGCAUCACCGUGCUCCCCAUGCCAGUCCGGGUGCCCCCUGUGCGCGGAGGGAAGCAUACUUGAAUUUCCAGCCGCCCUCCCCAGCUGCCGGUGAAUGUCCCCACGGUGGUGUCCUGCGCCCGGCCUGCCCCUGCCAGCUGGAGCAGCCAGGCCGUGACCAGCAGCGGCAGGAGGAAGCAGUUCGUGCUGGCUGGAGAGGUAGAUCUGAGUAAGGUCACCGGGAGGCCUGCCAAAGCGAAGGUGUUUCUGGGUGUGGGCAACGAGGCCCCUCCGGUGGGGUGGUCGUGAACCCUCUGUUAGAAAGCAUUAGCAGGAGGGAAGCUUCCUCAGCAGGGGAGAGGAUACUUGACUGCCUUAACACUGAUUUCAUCUCCAGAUGGUCAGACAGGACUGACUGGAAUCACCUUCCCGUCCCCUUGCCCGCCCGCCAGAGGAGCCGCACGUCCCGCACGCCCUGCUACCCUGCUCCCGCCGCGCUGGCAGCUAGCAAAGGGCUCAGGAGAUCUUGCGGCCUGCUGCUGCAGCCUGGCCAAAGCGGGAGGAGGCUGAGGGCUGCCCCAGGCUGUCAGGAGUGUGGUAGGGCUAUGGGAGAGCUCCAGCGCCUUUGGGGAGAGUGCAGAUAGGUUCCUUGUAUUUCGUCUUUCCCUGCGCGAUGCGUGACCAGGCUGGGAUUGUUUGCUCAGGGGACUGCUUGGCCUGGCUCAUCCCCAGAACCCCUGUGAGGAAAGGGAGUGACUGACCUCGUGGUCUGCUGUAGCUCAGAGUGACAGUCUGCAUAGCUUGGAGCAGCAUUCCCAGGAGCUUUGUCCCCUGGCUGGGCAGGAGCAGGCCUAGAGGGCAGAAGAUCAUCCCCUGGCAGGAGGCUCUGGGCUUGCUCCUGGUGCAUCCCUAGAGCAGGCAGAUGCUGGCGUGGUGCUGGCGACAGCAAAGCUUCGCCCCCAGGCUGGGAUCCCCUUAAGGCUUACUCUUUGUCGUUCUCCACCGCGUCUCCUCCAUGCCUUAUCCCGAGGGACGCUGCUGGGAGCGCAGAGCCCGCCAGAAGCCACCUGUGCCCUGCUGUGCCUUCUGCACAGCGCUCCCGAGCCCUGCCCCGCGCCGGCACACGCAGGCACCUGCCAGGACAGGGACAGCGGCCGUGUUCCAUCACCCUUUUUCCCAGCUCCUCCACUGCCUGCGGCUCCCAGAAGCCUGGCCGGUGGCUCUGUCGCAGGCGCUCUCCCUCUCUGCUACAGGAAACCAUGGUUUGGUGUCUUGGGAGGGAGAGGAAAGGGCUCAGGCGCUCCCCCAGGAGUGGUCCUGCCCGCUGCAGUCAGAGCCGGGCCCUCAGACACUUCUGUCGCUGCCCUCCCGAGCCCCACUAAGUGCCUGUCACCAGAACUCGAUUCCUUCUGCAUCUCCUGCCGCCUUCGGUCCUUCCCGGCUGCCUCCGGCGGGUAGGAAGCAGCUGUGGUCGCAGCCUCUGUGAGUGUGCGCAGGGCGAGGGAGGGCGGGGGGCACAGGGGCCAUCUCAACAGGUUUUGUUCUUAAAUGUUUUUGUUUCGUUUCUGUUUCGUUUCUGUUUUUUUAAGUGAAUGUAUUUGAUUGUUUAGAACCUCUCUUGACCUUGUUUUUAAGUGGGUUGGUCCAGGGGCUCGCUUUCAGGGUGACCCAGCCCCGGUGUUGUUUUUUGGCCGCGGUGAUGCGUUGGCAGGGGAGGACUGGCCCCCACAGCAUGCUGCGAAUGCUCACUUGUACUGGAAUCGGACGUUGGACUCUUCAAAAAAACAAACAAAACCACAAAGGGGCAAA
This is a messenger RNA of Pogoniulus pusillus (Red-fronted tinkerbird), 4488 nucleotides long. RefSeq names its product casein kinase 1 gamma 1 (gene CSNK1G1). Gene Ontology annotation, biological process: endocytosis; signal transduction; peptidyl-serine phosphorylation. Lineage: Eukaryota; Metazoa; Chordata; Aves; Piciformes; Lybiidae. The record is from RefSeq and is a predicted model, not a curated record. Gene Ontology annotation, cellular component: plasma membrane; cytoplasm; nucleus. The coding region runs from base 504 to 1895 and encodes 463 amino acids. The transcript has 15 exons. Gene Ontology annotation, molecular function: ATP binding; protein serine/threonine kinase activity.